This is a messenger RNA of Serendipita indica DSM 11827, 1482 nucleotides long. Lineage: Eukaryota; Fungi; Basidiomycota; Agaricomycetes; Sebacinales; Serendipitaceae. The record is from the annotation of a GenBank genome assembly.
AUGUCUUCUACAUGGUCUGCCGGAGAUGUUACACUAGGGGGGAGUGCAAGCCGAGAGUUCGAUGACGCCGAAAAGGGUGUCUACGAAAAUAUGCAGCGACUACCCAUCCUCCCACCGAGGAUCACACCCACUGUAUCCAAUCCUAUGAUACCCCUCAAGCCAGAAGCGGCCUGUCCUCGCUCGCCACCAGCGGAGAAGCCGUCAGAGGAUAAGCCAGUACAGAAGAAACCACCUCCUCCAAAGCGGAAAGUCAGCCGAUGGAUCCUCUUCCAGCUCUGGUUCAAUACCUAUCGCAAGUUCUUCACAUUCGUAACCUUGCUCAACUUGGCCGGAAUCAUCAUGGCAGCACUCAAUCGGUUCCCGUAUGCCGAGAAACACCUCGGAGCCUUGGUCUUGGGCAACCUGCUUUGUGCCAUCUUGAUGCGCAAUGAGCUCUUCCUUCGGUUCCUCUACCUCAUUGCCAUUCACGGUUUGAGAGGUUGGGCACCUAUCAGCAUCAAGCUCGCCGUAACUUCGAUACUCCAGCAUGUUGGGGGUAUCCACUCUGGAUGUGCCCUAUCAGGAGCCGCAUGGCUUGUCUUCAAGAUCGUGGAUAUUAUUCGACAUCACAAGAUCCAACACGAUGCCGUCAUCGUGACGGGCAUUAUUACCAGCAUCCUCGUAAUUAUAUCCAUUAUUAGCGCCUUCCCUUGGGUCCGAAAUACCCACCACAACGUCUUCGAAAGGCACCACCGCUUCAUCGGAUGGCUUGGGCUCGCUGCUACUUGGAUCUUUGUUAUCCUCGGAAACACCUACGACAUCAAGACGAGGACUUGGCGCACAGAUGGUGACGCUCUUAUUAGUGCCCAAGAAUUCUGGUUUGCUCUCGGCAUGACUGUCUUUGUCUUGAUCCCUUGGGUUACCGUCCGCGAAGUACCAGUCGAUGUCGAAAUUCCUUCUCCCAAGGUCGCAGUGAUUCGAUUCCAUCGCGGAAUGCAACAAGGCUUGCUCGGCAGAAUCAGCCGAUCCUCUAUUAUGGAGUACCAUGCAUUUGGUAUCAUCAGUGAAGGCAAACGGUCUCGCUACCACUACAUGAUUUGCGGCGUCCAAGGCGAUUUCACAAAAGGUCUUGUCACGAACCCUCCUAAAACCUUGUGGACAAGAGAGCUUAAGUUUGCCGGCGUUGGGCACGCUUCCGCCAUGUUCAACCGCGGAAUUCAGCGACAAGUGGUUCCUUAUCUGGAUCGGCUCCGACCAGAGAAGACGUUCGGACCUACCAUUACCGGCCUCAUUCGCAAGCACAUUGAGCCCGAGCGCAUGAUUCUCUGGGAUUCAAAGAAGCGAGGAGGGCGCCCUGAUACAAUGCAGCUCCUCAAGGAUACCUGGAAAAGCUGGGGAGCCGAGGUCAUCUUCAUUACCUCGAACAUGCAAGGCAACGACGAGAUGAUGCAAGGCUGCCGAGAAGCUGGCAUGCAUGCGUUUGGCACGCUCUGGGACUUCUGA